Erinaceus europaeus (western European hedgehog) is the source of this 1912-nucleotide messenger RNA. It is a transcript of the gene KLK10, whose product is annotated as kallikrein related peptidase 10. The transcript is spliced from 6 exons. Gene Ontology annotation, molecular function: serine-type endopeptidase activity. Gene Ontology annotation, biological process: proteolysis. Bases 159 to 995 code for a protein of 278 amino acids. The record is from RefSeq and is a predicted model, not a curated record. NCBI's taxonomy places the organism in Eukaryota, Metazoa, Chordata, Mammalia, Eulipotyphla, Erinaceidae.
GCCCCUCAAGGCAGGGUGGGGAAGUUUCCGGGCUCCUCGGGGUUAAAAGGAAAGGCUGGGCCAGGGGUCCCGGGCAGAGGGUUCUGGCGGCCCAAAGGCGAAGGGGCACUGAGGUCUCCUGUCCCUCCCUUCGGAGGCUCCCAGCCUCUGUCCAGAUCAUGAGACCCCCACACCUCCGCCUCUCCGUGGCCCCGGGCGCCCUGGCCCUAACGAAGCUGCUGCUGCCGCUGCUGAUGGUGCAAUUAUGUGCUGCCGAGGGGGUGCUGCUCCCCUUAAACUACACCUACGAGGACCGCCAGGCCUCCAGCGCCCCGUGCCCGCGCGGCUCGCAGCCCUGGCAGGUCUCUCUCUUCAAUGACUUCUCGUUUCACUGCGCGGGGGUCCUGGUGGACAGAAGCUGGGUGCUCACGGCGGCGCACUGCGGGAUCAAAAAGCCGCUGUGGGCUCGAGUGGGCGACGACCACCUGCUGCUCCUGCAGGGGGAGCAGCUGCGCCUGACCUCGCGCCCCAUCAUCCACCCCAAGUACCGCCAGGGCUCCGGGCCCCUCCUGCACAGGCGCACUGAUGAGCAUGACAUCAUGCUGCUGAAGCUGGGCAGGCCGGUGGUGGAGCGCGCCAACGUCCAGACCCUGCGCCUGCCCUACAGCUGUGCCCAGCCCGGGGACCAGUGUCAGGUGGCCGGCUGGGGCACCACGGCCAACCGGAAAGUGAAGUACAACAGGGGAUUGAGCUGCUCCCAGGUCACCAUCCUGAGCCCUAAAGAGUGUGAGGUCUUCUACCCAGGAGUGGUCACCCGCAAUAUGAUGUGUGCGGGGCUGAAUGGGGGUCAGGACCCCUGCAAGAGUGACUCCGGUGGCCCUCUGGUGUGUGAUGGGACCCUGCAGGGCAUCCUGUCCUGGGGCGCUUACCCCUGCGGCUCUGUCCCACACCCCGCUGUCUACACUCAUAUCUGCAAGUACACCUCCUGGAUCAAGAAGACCAUACGCUCCAACUAGCCCGGAUGCCACCUGCCGCCUCUGUCCCUCCUCCUCUCCCUCUUCUGAGACGGACUGGACUGUCCUCCCAGCCCCCAGCCCAGCCCAACCAAGAGAAUCUGGGCAACCAUGAAGUUUUCUGUCCCCCAACCUGGCUUCCUCCACCUCCCCCUGCUGUGUGACCUUUGGCAAGCACAAUGCCCUCUCUAGGCCUGUUUCCUCACAGGGAAAACGGGGCCAGUGGAGUGCCUACCUCAUGCGUGUGUUGUGGGGAGCUGGUGAUAAAAUGUGUGAUCACCAUCUGAAUGAAGCAUCAGCACUGUGGGUGGUGAGCCCUGACUUGUGCUUGCCACCCAUGGUUACGUGCUAGUGAGAUUGUGUGACUUGGGGAGCAGAGCACAGUACUAUCCCCAGCCCCAAUGCUCACGUGCACACACACACACACACACACACACACACACACACACACACACAACUUUCCUGGUGGCUGAGGGAGCAUCACACUCUCCAGCCUCCUCCUCCAGCUUCCUCUCAAGUUCUGAGAGGCUCCUUUAAAGGAAGACUUCCACCUUCCCUCCCACUGCUUCCUGUGCCUGGGUCCGCCCAGCCGGGUACCUGCCUUCCCAGGUCCACGGGAGCUCAGUGGACCUCAUCCCUCUGCCCUUCCCAGCCUCUGAGACCAGGAGACCUCUCCCCCACUCCCAGUGCUGGGUUCAUGCAGAGAAGCCCUCUCUCAAAUGUAGAGAACAGGAGCUGAGGGGCAGCUGGCUAGACUCACCUCCCUACCCCUCACCUGCCUUGAAUUGAAAUCAUCACCAUGGACACCAAGUUCAAACCUGUUCCCACUCCACCCAGUGCCCCUUUCAGUCUGUGGGAGAAGGGGUCCUGUCCUCUCCCUGCUCUCACGCUCUCUCUCUAUAAUAAACGUGCUCUGCUUA